ACUCAACAUUCAAACAUUAAUCCUUUAAUUAAAAUUGAUUAAAAGUGCAUUUUUUGAGGAUCUGCGAAGAUUUCGGAAAACUGUAAAGAUAAGAAUGAUUAAUGAUGAUCAAUUAUGCUGUUGAAAUUAAGAGAAAGCAAGUUUGGUAUCAGUUUUUACUAUUUUUCUUAUGUCAAUAAGAAAAGCUACUUGUAUUUAUUGAUAAAUACAAUAACCCAUACUGAUAACAUACGAUAAGAUAACUUUACCAAGUAGCAAUAAUUUUUUUUAAUGAACUAUAAACUAUAUCUUAAAGUAUGUUUUAAACCAUUUUAAAGUAACACCUAAAAUCAAAACUUUUAACAUGGAAAACGAAAGCGAUGACAUCAUUAAUAACGAUUCUGUACACGAAAAUGAAACUGAAAUUGUAGAUGGUCCACCCAGUUCUAUAAAAGAAGAAGACAAAGAAUCCAUUGAGCAAACACAAGACAUUGAUGUAAACACAAUCGUUCAAGCCACAACGGAACCGCAAAUUGAAAUGUUCCAUGAAGACGCAAAAAAUUUCCUUAUAAAUUUUUUAAUUGAAAAAGAUUACAAGGAUAUUAAACUAGAAUUAGAACCUGGAAGUAAUUUGGGCGAUAAUUUCAUGGGUUUUAUUGGUAAAUUAACAAUAACAGCUGUAGACCAAUCCGAUCAAAAUAAAACUUUUAAUUGGAUCGUUAAAACAGCACCAAGUAUAGAACAUUAUCGGACUGCUUUAAACAUUGAAAAAUGUUAUCGUCGCGAAUCUUACAUCUACAGCGAAGUAUUUCGGAUUUUCGAUCAAUUUCAACUUGAAAAACAAGUUUUAAACCCGUUUUGUGAUCACCCCAAAUUUGUUUUAUCAUAUUUAGAGAAUUGUCAUGAAACAAUUGUAAUGGAAAAUAUCAAAAAUGAUGGUUAUGUUAUGCGUCCGAGACAAGAACCGUUAGAUUUAAAUCAUGUAAAAUUGGUGAUGAAAGCUUAUGGUAAAUUACACGCGUUAUCUUUUGCACUGAAAGAUCAAAAACCGGAUGUUUUUAAAAGAUUUGUUGAAAAUACCCCGGAUAUUGUACAACAUUCCAUUGUGAACGGGCUCGCUAAAGAAAUGCAAAAAUUGGGAUUACAAUUAUCAUUGGGUGUUUUAGAUCCAGUAAAAGAAGCAAAAAUUUUAAAUGUUUAUAAAAAAUUUGUUGAUAACUAUUUAGAUGUUGUUAUUAAAUUGUUGCAAGAUACAAAUGAGAGGGCAGUUAUCGGACAUGGAGAUUGUUGGGUUAACAAUAUGUUAUGGAAAUAUGAAUUAUCAAAUCAAAACAUACCAACAAAAGUAUGUUUAUUAGAUUGGCAAUUAUCCCGAUAUGGUUCCCUAGCUUGUGAUUUAUCUUACUUCUUUUUUACCGCUACAACAAAAGAAUUCCGAGACCAACAUUACGAUAACAUGAUAAAACUUUAUUAUUAUACUUUAUGUGGUCAGUUAAAUGAACUUGGAAGUGAUCCACAAAAACUUUUAUCUUUCGAUGAAUUGCAAGAGGAACUUGAGAAGUAUUCUUUGGUUGGAAUUAAUAUGGCAAUACCGUUACUCGGGGUUAUAACCAGAGAUUCCGGUGAUAUUCCAGAAUGGAGAUCAGAUGAUGUUAAUCCUGAAGAAGUACAACAACAGUGGGCUGUAGUUGGAAAAAAUGCUGAUGUUUAUGCACAAAGAGUACGGGGAGUUAUUAUCGAUGCAUAUGAAAAAGGAUAUUUUAAAAUUUUGAAUAAAUUUAUAUAAUUGUUUUAAGGUUUGUUUAAGAUUAUGUUAAUUAAUUUUGAUAAUAAAGCUAUGUUUUGUAUGAUUUUUGUGUAUUAAAGUAAA
Molecule: messenger RNA, 1849 nt
Organism: Onthophagus taurus
Lineage: Eukaryota; Metazoa; Arthropoda; Insecta; Coleoptera; Scarabaeidae
Source: RefSeq, a predicted model, not a curated record